Molecule: messenger RNA, 2883 nt
Organism: Terrapene triunguis (Three-toed box turtle)
Lineage: Eukaryota; Metazoa; Chordata; Testudines; Emydidae
Product: gastrula zinc finger protein XlCGF17.1-like
Exons: 2
Coding region: 341-814 (157 amino acids)
Biological process (GO): regulation of transcription by RNA polymerase II
Molecular function (GO): RNA polymerase II cis-regulatory region sequence-specific DNA binding; DNA-binding transcription factor activity, RNA polymerase II-specific
Source: RefSeq, a predicted model, not a curated record
AGCUCAUGGGACUGGGCCAGCUCCUCCCGAUGGCUCUGUAAUCCCUUUCUCUGUGUUCACAGGGUAUCAGUGUGGGAGUCCUGCCAUUUUAUCGCAGAUUGACCCAGGGGAAGAGCCAGGCCUCUCGGAUCAGCUGGAUCUGAAAGGAAAAGAAUCACCUGCGUAUGCUCUCGGGGUCCGGCUCAAGGUGGAGAGGCAUGACGAAGGGUAUGAUGUAAGCCUGGGACAAGGCAGUAUAUUACCCGGGGACUGUAGGGAGCAGGCCUUGCAGGUGUCCGGCGAGGAAGAAGACUGCCCAAGUGAGAGCAGUGUCUCCAAGCAGAACAGGAGGCUGCCCACCAUGUUAGCUCUGUCCAGCCUGAGCCACAAGACGUCCGCUACAAUCCCAAAUCCCUCGGAGCGGGACAAGAAGAAAAGGAGCCAACGUGAGAAGCACUUCGCAAAGCAUGCAGAUCCGGACUGUCACCAGCUCACACAUGCAGAGAGGACCCGUGUGUGUGCUGAAUAUGGGAAAUGCUUUGCUCAAAAGCGAGACCUGGCAAUGCGCCUGAGAGUCCACACAGGGGAGAAGCGGUUUAAAUGCACCAAGUGCGAGAAGUGCUUCGUUCAGAAGCAACAGCUGCUCAGGCACCAGGAGACCCACAUAACCAAGCCACCGUGCCUGUGCAGAGAAUGCGGGAGACGUUUUCAAGCCAUUCGUGAUCUUCAGCGUCACCAGGUCACUCAUGCAAGAAAAACGCCGGUCUCGGUGAUCAUGGUUCCAAAGUUCACUUUUCCUGUUGUGCGUUACAAUAAAACAAGCCAGGAGGCUUAAUCCGCUGGGCCACAAGUUGCACAGAAAGAACAAAAAUCUGACAUUUCAUUGCACGUGGGGAAAACUUGCCCGGACAAAUGAAAACAUAUUGUGCACCCAAGUUAGGAACAGCAUCCAAAAAGUGUAAGACAUAUUCCCCCACCCAUCUGAUGCGAUGGACACUUUAAGGCUCAUUGUUCAGUUCACCCUUAAUAAAACCACCGUACAUCAGCACAUAGGACUUGAAUGGAACUAUUGAAAGGGUGGUUUUACUCUGAAGAGUAAGAAUAGCACGUUCUUGCUCAACACAUCUGCUGGCUGUGUGUGUUUAAGUUUUGUCCCUGUGAAAAUGACUUGAACUUAAAGAAUUCUGUUGAUGAUUCCUAGAUUCCAAGGCCAGAAGGGACCAUUGCAACCAUCUAGUCUGACCUCCUGGAUAACACGGGCCAUAGAAAAUCCCCACAAUGAUUCCCGCUGAUGUCCAAGAAGGUUUAGAAUCCAGCUCUCUCCCCCUUAGCUGGUCUAGCUCUGGAGAACUAAAAGGAGUCAAAGUAGUGGCCAUCUUUGUCGUUAAAGUCGGUGGAGAGGACUGUGAAAACGUGUGUGCGCACACACAGAUCUGUCACUUAGGAAAGUCUCCAGGAACCUCUAGGGUGGCUCAGUGCUUCAGCUGUCUUCUGGUAGAGGUGAGAUGACACAACAUGUGCUGAGGUGUUAGAGCUGAUGGAGUCACCAGGCUUCGCAGGAUCUCCAGGCAAUUUUUAAAAAAGUCGAGGAGCACUGAAGAGCAAUUCCUAAUGAGAGGGUGAGCUUUCUGCUGCUAAGUUUAAAUCUCGCUGGGGUUGAUAGUGAUGGAAAGUGGCCCAUGAGAAAUGAAUAUGCUGGGUCUCAGCCAUUUUAUCAGUAGACAGCUCUCCAUGUACCCUUCCUAAAUUGACCCUUUCCUGGCAUUCCCAGCAGAGAGGCUGAGGUUUGAAUGAGUUGUGCAGAAUUACCGGUCCUGCCUGCUAGAACUGGACUUCCCCAGAUCAAGAGCACGGUUUGGGUUGCUUGCACCACGCUGUCUAUGUACAUGCUCUGGGGAUAGAGGAAGCCUGUCUCCUGGGCUGUCACCUUUCUCCAGCACCAUGCUGACACACAGAAACAUUCAGACACUUUUUAAAAAAAUCUAGUCUGAAGUUUGUGUGCCUGAUGCUUCUCUGAGCCAGGCUAGGGCUUGAUUUUCCUGUCCUUGCACCUCCUUGUCUGUGGGAGCUUGGAAGGCCCAAGAACGGCUGGCAUCAGCGGAGGCGUUGGACGUGUGCUGCAGACUUCACUUGGAACGCAUAAUAAUCGUUCGCUGGUGUGAGUAGCAAUGGCAGAAACCAAUGUCUCUCUCUAGUGGUGAGCGAAGGGCUUUAUUGCAUUGUUGUCGCGUGUGGUAGAACCGUACAGCAGUUAGGGAUGUAAAAUGUUAACCAAUCAGUAUUAGUCUUACCGUUAAUAGAUUCCAGUUAACGUUUAAAACAGAUUGGUAAAAUAAUUUUGUGACAUUGUAAUAGCUAACGUGCACAUCAAAAAUGUCACAGCAAUACCCAGGGGAUGCGGGAGCUUGCAGCGCUUUUGCAGCUCGGGGUGCCGCUGGAUCAGCCUGUGCCCGGCAGAGAGGGCACCGCUGGGGGCAGCCCAGCAGCCCCCCCCAGCUCUGCUUCUCUUGCAGCUGGCUGCAGCGGUGGGUCUGCCCGGGAACCACUGGAUCUGCUGGAACACUUGGAUCUGCCCUGGCACCACUGCUCUCCCGGCAGUAAUCUGCCGAACUAGCCGCACUCAGCAGUGCCUAGAAACUGGGAGAGCGAGAGGUGGCAGCGCCCAGCCGUGCACAUGCAAACCGUCCCCCAGCCCACUGCACUCCAUCUCCGAGGAGAGACGGCAGGGUGGGUCCACCCACGCCAGGGGUAGAUUGUGAACUGGUGAACGAUUAAACGGUUAACGAUAUCAUUUUAAUAGUUUAAACAGGUACUUCCUUAAGCGAUAGUUACAUCCCUACCAGCAAUACCUGUGAAUCCUUUGUAAUCUCAUGGACUGUGUGCAGGGUGUUUGGAGCAAUAAAA